Sclerotinia sclerotiorum 1980 UF-70 is the source of this 3339-nucleotide messenger RNA. RefSeq names its product NAD(P) transhydrogenase, alpha chain. Lineage: Eukaryota; Fungi; Ascomycota; Leotiomycetes; Helotiales; Sclerotiniaceae. The transcript has 12 exons. Gene Ontology annotation, biological process: NADPH regeneration; proton transmembrane transport. The record is from RefSeq and is a predicted model, not a curated record. Gene Ontology annotation, cellular component: mitochondrial inner membrane. The coding region runs from base 1 to 3339 and encodes 1112 amino acids. Gene Ontology annotation, molecular function: NADP binding; NAD binding.
AUGACCGGGCCUUCAACAAUGAAGCCGAUACUCAGAUUGUGUCGUGCCAAUAAAUUUUCAGAAGCUAAAGUAUCGCCAGGUCCAUUUGGUGGCAUUCUUGCUGCUCAAGUACGAUCACUUUAUCCAACAAGUCAUGCUAAGUGCAAGAGAUAUACAUCUACAACUGCUUCCUCGCCCGCAUCUGCAGUCCCCAAUUCUGCGUCCCUGUCUACAGCUUCAUCUAAUGCGGUUGCUCCGAAUCUAAUUACCACUCCAUACUCAAACUUGACAAUUGGUAUUCCUCGCGAGACAUAUCCGAAUGAAAAACGAGUUGCGGUUACUCCACAAAAUGCACAGCUCUUGAUUAAGAAAGGCUUCUCCCGAGUUCUUGUCGAGCGAGGUGCUGGAGCAGAGGCGCAGUUCACCGAUGAGGCAUACGAGACUGCAGGAGCCAAAAUAGUAAACAGGAAGAAUGUUUGGUCGGAAAGUGACAUUCUUCUGAAGGUCCGCCCACCGAGUGUGGAUGGACCCAUCAAUGAAGUUGAUUCCUUGAAGAACAAUGCAACACUUAUUUCAUUUUUAUACCCAGCGGUAAAUAAAGGCGUGGUAGAGAAACUGGCUCAUAGAGGGGUUACUUCAUUCGCGAUGGAUAUGAUUCCUAGAAUUUCGAGAGCUCAAGUUUUUGAUGCAUUAAGUUCUAUGGCUAAUAUUGCCGGUUAUAAAGCAGUCUUAGAAGCUUCCAAUCAUUUUGGACGCUAUAUGACUGGCCAGGUCACUGCUGCUGGGUAUGUGGAUCCCCAUAUGUUGCUAGUUCCUCCUUGUAAAGUACUUGUCAUUGGAGCGGGUGUGGCUGGAUUGAGUGCCAUUGCAACAGCUCGACGCAUGGGAGCUAUCGUACGAGGAUUUGACACCAGAUCAGCUGCACGUGAGCAAGUUCAAUCAUUAGGUGCUGAGUUCAUCGAGGUAGAUUUCAAAGAAGAUGGUUCUGGCGCCGGUGGUUAUGGUAAAGAGAUGUCGAAAGAGUUCAUGGAUGCCGAAAAGAAAUUAUUCAUGGAACAAUGUCGCGAUAUUGAUAUUAUCAUUUGUACUGCAUUGAUUCCAGGUCGCCCUGCCCCUAAAUUGAUUCAUGAAGAUAUGGUUGCAGCAAUGAAGCCCGGUUCUGUUAUUGUCGAUUUGGCAGCUGAAGCAGGUGGUAAUUGUGAUGUUACUGUGGCCGGCCAAUUGAUUGAACAUAAAGGUGUUAAAGUCAUAGGAUAUACUGAUCUUCCGUCCCGACUUCCGACUCAAUCGUCUACUUUGUACUCGAACAAUAUUACCAAGUUCCUUCUUUCCAUUGCCCCAGAAGAAAAGCAGUUUGGCAUUGAUAUGAGGGAUGAGGUUGUCCGUGGUUCCAUUGUGACUCACAAUGGUGAAGUUGUCCCUACUGCACCACGACCAUUACCUCCAGCGCCAAAAGCUGCCUCAACUAUUGAUGCAAAUGCUUCAACCGCUAAUACUGUAGCCUUAACUCCAUGGCAAAAACAAACACGAGAAGUCGGAGCUGUUACUGGGGGUAUGAGUCUUGCGCUUCUUCUUGGUAAAGCAACAGGACCAUUAUUCAUGAACAAUGUCUUUACAUUUGCAUUGGCUGGAUUGAUCGGCUAUCGAACAGUAUGGGGAGUUGCCCCUGCACUCCAUUCUCCACUCAUGAGUGUCACAAAUGCUAUAUCAGGCAUGGUUGGUGUAGGUGGUUUCUUCAUUAUGGGAGGUGGUCUCAUACCACAUACCAUUCCUCAAGCUCUCGGCGCUUUAUCUGUAAUGCUUGCAUUUGUCAAUGUUUCUGGUGGCUUUCUCAUUACAAAGCGAAUGUUAGAUAUGUUUAAGCGACCAACUGAUCCGCCUGAAUACCCAUGGUUAUAUGCUAUACCUGCUGCUGUUUUCGGUGUAGGAUAUAUAGCAGCUGCAUCUACUGGUAUGGCUGGGCUUGUCCAAGCAGGAUAUAUUGCUAGCAGUCUUUUGUGCAUCGCAUCAUUAUCUGGCCUUGCUUCUCAAACAACAGCACGCCAAGGAAAUAUGUUAGGUAUAUUGGGAGUUGCAGCCGGUAUACUUGCAUCGCUAGCCGCCGUAGGCUUUCCGGUUGAAGUUCUUGCACAAUUUGCAGCUGUUGCCGGUUGCGGCGCCAUCAUUGGAUUAAGGAUUGGACGACGUACGACAGCAACUGAUUUACCUCAAACUGUGGCUGCACUCCACUCCGUGGUUGGUCUUGCGGCUGUUUUGACAAGUUUCGGGUCAGUCAUGGCAGACAUUGGAGACAUAUCACAGCUUCACCUCAUAGCUGGUUACAUGGGUGUUCUAAUUGGCGGCGUCACAUUUACCGGAUCCAUAGUAGCAUAUCUCAAACUGGCGGGUCGAAUGUCUUCGAAACCAAUCAAACUCCCAGGUCCAAAACAUGCACUAAAUUCCUCCCUACUUGCUCUUAAUAUGGCUAGCAUGGCUACUUUUAUCACAUUCGCACCCGGGGCACCAUUAAUUGCUGCAUGUUGCUUAGCAGGAAAUGUAGUUCUCAGUUUCAUCAAAGGUUACACGACUACUGCCGCUAUUGGUGGCGCAGAUAUGCCUGUCGUCAUCACAGUACUCAAUGCAUAUUCUGGAUUUGCAAUAGUGUCUGAAGGUUUCAUGCUUGACAUGCCUUUAUUGACAACAGUAGGCUCUUUGAUUGGAGUUAGUGGUUCGAUUCUGUCAUCUAUUAUGUGCGUCGGAAUGAAUCGUUCUAUCGGAAAUGUCCUUUUCGGAGGAAUAGCUCCUAGCGCGGAAACCGAGCAUAAAAUCGAAGGACAAAUAACCAAAACUAAUAUCGAUGAAGUUUUGGAAUCACUAGAAAAUGCUGAAAACGUCAUCAUCGUCGUUGGAUAUGGCAUGGCUGUUGCAAAGGCUCAAUAUGCCAUUAGUGAUAUCACACGAAUGCUAAAGAGCAAGGGUAUCAAUGUACGAUUCGCCAUUCAUCCCGUCGCGGGUCGUAUGCCUGGUCAAUGCAAUGUUCUACUUGCAGAAGCUAGUGUACCAUACGAUAUCGUUCUCGAAAUGGACGAAAUUAAUGAUGAUUUCGGAGAAACUGACGUGACUCUUGUCAUUGGCGCAAACGAUACUGUUAAUCCAAUUGCUCUCGAACCUGGUUCGUCAAUCGCCGGUAUGCCUGUCUUACAUGCUUGGAAAAGUAAACAAGUUAUUGUUAUGAAGAGAGGUAUGGCAAGUGGGUAUGCAGAUGUUGUAAAUCCGAUGUUUUAUAUGCCUAAUACGAGGAUGUUAUUCGGUGAUGCUAAGGAUAGUUGUGAUGCUAUCAAAGGUGCCCUCGAAGCAAGAAAUCGUAUGUAUGACGUCUAA